AUGAAUAUCUCCGAAAUUCACCGUGGGGCGCUCAGGAUGUAUGGUGGGUUUAUCUUCAAACAGUGGAAAAGGCGGUUCCUGCGGCUGACGGCUGAAGGCAGCCUCUUUGUGUACCAUGAUGCGUUAUCUCCCCCGGAUCAGAUGGUGCUGUUGCAAAGCAGUUGUGAGAGAAUUGUGGAAGGCAAGGAGAUCCUGGACCUGCCAAAGUUACCGUCUGGUGCAUGCAGAGAUAGCUGCUUUGCUCUGAUCCUCACCCAGAAUAAAUUCUUAUUGCUCCUGGCUGAAACCUCAGCAGACUGCAGGUCAGGUGGAGUUGACAGAUUCCAGUGGGUCAAUAUGCUGAAAAAGGUCAAAAAGAGUCUCUCAUCACCGCUCAACCAGUGUAAGCGACAUCAUGUGCCAGUCCCACAUAUUACUCUUCAAGACCUGGAGCCUGAGCAAAUUCUGGGAAAAGAUUCCUUUACUCCACCUGUUAGUGACACAGAGUCGUCGUCCUCCCUGAUACCCACAACUCCUGCUUACCAGAGGGAGAAAGGCCGGAAUUCUCCACGUAUAAAAAAUAGCAGAGGAGGAGCACAGUCAGUAGGCUGCCUGCGUCACGGUAAUAUCGGUAAUGCCCAAGCAAUGAAGGCAGUUUAUCUGCUGAUGGGAGGGGCAGCUGCUUCCUCUGCCAUGGGUUACCUGGGAGCAUGCUCAUCCUCUAAUCUGGAAGUCAAAGCUGACCUGCCACUCAACGUGGAUUUCCCUGGGACAAAUGCGGCGGAAGCCUACCACCUCGGAAGCUCUGCUCUUGGCAAUCCACACUUCAACAGCUUUGACUUCGAAGUGGCAGACUCUGAUUUUGAUGCUUUUGAUUGUGGUGGAUUUACUUUCUAA
Molecule: messenger RNA, 876 nt
Organism: Menidia menidia (Atlantic silverside)
Lineage: Eukaryota; Metazoa; Chordata; Actinopteri; Atheriniformes; Atherinopsidae
Source: the annotation of a GenBank genome assembly